AUGGUAGAGCAAGCCACCAUACUCAGCGAGCGGGUACGUACGUACUACCACCCCGUCCUCCACGGCGCCAGUAGCUGGUGGGAGGAGGAGGAAUGGGUUCUGUCGUAUCAUCACCCUUUCCCGGCUGGGUUACCUGCGCUAGAUCCUCACCAGUGUGCGUUACAUCGCUUUUGGGGGACACUAGGCUGGAGUAAUAACCCGUGGAUCCAGGACGGCAAUGGCCUUCCGUCAAAAUCCUCUACCUACGACCGGAUCGCGAUCUGCCCCAUCUCGGACCUGGACAUUCGGCGAACAGGGCCAACUAAAUUUAUUUUUCGCAUUAAGCCGGUUGGACCCCGAUCUAUUCACCACUCGCAGCCUAAACUCCGUCGGUGGGCGACGGCAAUCUUGCUGGCAUCCCCUACGUUUCCCAUUGGGGGCAAAAUAGCGCUCGAACCUGAGCUGGUUCUUCGCCAUGCACCACCUUUUCGACAUGACUGGACCUGGGCCUCGGUGCAACAAGGUCGAGUGGUCGGGAGGCGAGAGGAGUACUUGGAAGUCGCUGACCAGCCUGUUGAACUGCAGCAGAGUGCGGAUGGAAUUCGCUGGUUUUUCACCUCUCACCUACCGGAGUUAGCUACUAAUUUGGACGAGGACAGAUCCAUUUGGGCCCUACGCCUGCGUCGUCACGGCGUCGUGUUUUACUCCCAUCCCGGGCAUCAUGGCUUUCCUUGGGCCGUCGCCGAGUCGAUCGCGAAUUCAGCUCUACGCAAAGCUAUUUCACGCCUGGCGUUCACGUUUCACAAAAGACUUCUUGCAGUCGUAUUGCGCCCGCUGGUGCGGCGUCUGGACGCCGUCUGUGACUUCGAUCAGUGGCAGCGGGCUGCCGCAAACCAAGACCCAACACACGUUUGGAAGCAUGCCAAUGGCCUUACCGACCAUCAGGUCUGGACGUGA
Peronospora matthiolae is the source of this 936-nucleotide messenger RNA. NCBI's taxonomy places the organism in Eukaryota, Oomycota, Peronosporomycetes, Peronosporales, Peronosporaceae. The record is from the annotation of a GenBank genome assembly.